UUUAAAGGAGAUAAAUUGAUUUUCUGUCUCCAAAGAUGGUAGAAAAAGGACUCUACUAAAAAAAGUUAUUUAGGUUAAAUUUGGAGAAAUUUUGGGUGUUGAUUAAAAAGUAAAACUCUAAAACUUAAUUUCUAGGGCCGCAACAAAUUAAAUGGUUUUCGUGUCGUCUUCCUGGAUCCACCGUAAUCAAGGACAAAUUACUCCCAUCAGAAACUUUGCUGUUUACGGAGGAAAAGCACAAAACAAAAAAAACAUCAGUUUUCUUGUCACAGCGAGUUGUGGGUUGGACAGAUUCACAGCAGGAAAUAAACCACAACUAGAGAAAUCCUCAACCUGCGCACAUUCAUCCAUGCGCCGGAUUCUGCCUCGAAAUGCCCGCUGCAACUUCCGACACCAGCAAAAUCACUGACUAUGAUGCGGCGACCGCCUUCCUGGGAGAAUGGGGACCUUUCCAGCGGCGGGUCGUUUUCCUCCUCUGCCUGAGCUUCAUUCCUAAUGGACUCACUGCGCUGUCUGUGGUGUUUCUGGCCGACACGCCGGAUCACCGCUGCGCGCUGCCCGCGCACCUGAACCUCAGCGCGGCGUGGAGGAACAACAGCAUCCCGCUGGAGGAGGAUGCGAACCGCGACGGCGCUUUGGUGCCCAGCAAGUGCUCCAGAUACAAAGUGGAGAAUUUAUUGAAUUACUCGGAGAGAGGCUUGCUGCCUGGAUCCGACGUUAAUCUGUCUAAUGUGCCUAAAGAAGGCUGUCUGGACGGAUGGGAGUUUGACCACAGCGUGUAUACUUCUACCAUCGUCUCUGAGUGGGACCUGGUGUGUGACCAAAGCUGGAAGAAGCCCCUCACUACUUCUUUGUUUUUCGGUGGCAUUCUUGCUGGCUCCUUCGUUUCAGGACAGCUCUCCGACAGAUUUGGGAGGAAAAUGGUGAUGUUUGGUACCAUAGGACUGCAAGUAGUCACAACACUGAUUCAGAUUUUCUCUUCAAGCUGGAUCAUGUUUGUCGUUUUGUAUUUUCUUCUUGCAGUGGAACAAAUUUCCAAUUACGUGGUUGCAUUUGUUCUAGGAGCAGAAAUUUUAGGUCCUCAGGUCCGAACUUUUUUCUCCACUGCUGGAGUGUGUCUUUUCUUCGCGGUGGGCUACACACUCCUACCUUUGUUUGCAUUCUUUGUGAGAGACUGGAGGAUGCUUCAGGUGGGCUUCAUGUUGGCUGGCAGCGUUUGUUUGCCCCUCUUCUGGUUCAUCCCAGAGUCGCCUCGCUGGUUGCUUUCCCAGGGUAGAGUCGAGGAAGCCGAGGUCAUCAUCCGGAAUGCUGCCAAGAUGAACAGGAUUGAAUCUCCACCCGUCAUCUUUAGCCCUCUGAAGGUCAGAGCAUUAAACACCCAC
Molecule: messenger RNA, 1382 nt
Organism: Poecilia latipinna (sailfin molly)
Lineage: Eukaryota; Metazoa; Chordata; Actinopteri; Cyprinodontiformes; Poeciliidae
Product: solute carrier family 22 member 4-like
Exons: 5
Biological process (GO): transmembrane transport
Cellular component (GO): membrane
Molecular function (GO): transmembrane transporter activity
Source: RefSeq, a predicted model, not a curated record